GUGAGAAGGUGAAAAAGAGGAAAGAACAAUGAUAAAUGAAAAGACAAAAAAAAAGAGUAAGAAGAGUAAGAUGAUAACUACCUAUUCAUAAAAAUCAAAUGAAUGGAAAGAAGAUUCAGAUUAUGAAAAGAAAAAUGAUAACAAAGAAGGAGUAAAAGAAAAUGAAAACUGAGGAAAAAGUAUGAUGAAUCAGAGAAGAUGAAAUAAUGGUGAAGGACUGAAGAUGCCCAAACACGUGCCUGCAUCUAUACCCCUCUGAACUGUCAACACCACCACCACCACCAUUACUUACUGGAGAUACACGGGCUACCUCAGCCUGGUAUGGACAAAUCAGUCUUCAGCAAGUGUUUAAUAAGUAAUGAGCACUUGGAUUGACAAGAUGCAUUCCUCAACACUCUCUGAGCCAUCCCCUGCACUCCUCCAGGCACUCCAGGGAGCAGUAUGCAUGGCCCAAGACCGUGGCUAUGUGAUGCAAAUUGGCAACCCACUUACACCUCCACCCACCAACACUAAAGUCUUCUUCAGAAAGUUGCCAGCACACUUUGAUGUGACAGACAAGCUUGGGCAGGAAGUCAUUCGGUUUGAGUUCUGGGAUGUGCCAUUCAACAAGCUGCCAGGUGAGACAGGCCGGCUCGUUGCAAAACGAGUCCGUCGCACUGCUCGACACACUGGUGUGGCCACUGCCAGGGUGCGAUUGGUAUUGCUAGUGCCGCACAGCACACGCCAGCAGGAGCGUUUGGAGAGGCGGGCACUGAAAAGUCUUGGGGCGAAGGUGGAGGUGUUCCUGCAUCAGUUUUUUGUGAGGGUGAACCAACCACACCAUCUACCAAGGUGUGAGCUACUGAGGAACCAAGCAAUGCUGCAACGCUUCCAAGACCGCUACGGGUCAGCAGCCAACCUUCCCAAGAUUAGCAGUGAGGACUUUGUGUGUCGCUACUUGGGUGCCGUGCCUGGUGACAUCCUACUGUCCACCGCUGCCUUCGGGGAGAUGCGCUCCUGGCGUCUGGUGGUGCCGCCCCUCCGCUCUCAUGACAUCUAUACAGAGGAGCUGGAGCAACGUGUGAGGCAGCAACGCAACUCCACUGCUGCAUUCAUGACCUACCUCAGGACCAUCACUGAGGACCCUGACCAUUACUGAAGUGGAGGGCCAAGUAGUGAGGUGGCCACAAUCCAAGUCUUUAGUAAUGUUGCUUUGGAUUCACUCAUUUCAGGCAAUGUUACAAUGUAUGUACACUCUUCUGCAUCAUUUUGUGUAAUACUAUUCCCAUAAUCUUGAGUGAGUCCCUCCGUUUGAUAUAAAGUAUACACUGCCUAAAUGUUAAGUACGGAAACUUACUUAUCUCUACCUAUUAUUGUGCUGAAAUUGACACUAAUGAACUCUAUAAAUACCCAAUC
Messenger RNA from Portunus trituberculatus (swimming crab), 1395 nucleotides. RefSeq lists its product as uncharacterized. The transcript is spliced from 2 exons. The record is from RefSeq and is a predicted model, not a curated record. NCBI's taxonomy places the organism in Eukaryota, Metazoa, Arthropoda, Malacostraca, Decapoda, Portunidae. The coding region runs from base 359 to 1138 and encodes 259 amino acids.